CCGGUGCGUUGUCUAUCUGAUCCUUCAAUCUGGUCGGGAGCUAAAUUCAAACAAUCAGGGAAAGCUUCUGUUCCAGACGGGCUUGAUCUGCAUGAGCUACAUCAAAUCACCACCGCGCAGAAAGAAUUCCCUGAUCGUCUUGUUCUCCAGCCGCCAACCAUUUCGCGGACUCUUCUCGUACAGGCCCUGCUAACCUGCAGUUCGUUUGAUGAACAAACGAAUCUCCUCUUUCGUUCAAUGUCGGUCACUUCAUCUGAUCUUUUGGCGCGUGCUGUAUUUGUGCAAAAUCUUACCACAUGCAUGCGCCGCUCGUGGCCAGACAUCGACUUUGUGGUUCAUGGCUCACACGCCAACGGUCUUAUCUGCCGGACUAGCGACCUUGAUCUACUCAUGGUCCCCGGGGACAUCAGAAUGCUACCUCAGCCUCUUGGUGGCGAUAGUGGAUACGCCAAGCAGGCACACCAUUUGCGUGUAUUACGAAGCUUCAUGCGCUCCGCCGAUCCGUUAGCUCGACUCCAAAGCAAUUUACUGCAGAGUCGCUUCAAUCUCCUCCACAUUUCCGUGGUGCCUAUGCUUGGUAUCCCAGCUGACAUUUGUUUUCCAAUACAACCGAUUGAGUUGUUACAGCGCGUCUCUUCCCUAUAUGAUCGCCUUAAUACAGUAUAUGCCCCCCGAAUUCCUGUAAUUAUGCUUAUCAUCAAGCAUCUAGCUCGUUUAGCCGGUUUGAUCCAAUCCGGGCCGUCGCAAUAUUUCACUAGCUUUAAACUCUACGCUCUGUUGCUACACUAUCUUCAAGUGAACGGCUUCGCACCUGCAUUAAACCAUCUAAUGGCAGAGGAGGAGCUGCCGCCUCCGCUUUCUUCAUCUUGCCCCCUGUCUAGGAGGCAAGAGAUCAGCUGGCCCGAGCAAUCUGUUUGGCCUGAUUCAACCGCUGCCUUGCUGACCGACUUCUUCUGCUACCUGGUGGGCCUUAAGCCAACCUUGGUGACUCUUUGCCUAGCCUCCGGUCGGCUUUUACCGAGGCAGGCUGCUCAAAACAAUCGGUUUUUGGAUGUGCCGAAUCCAUUUAAACUUGGCUGGAACAUCUUGCAUGGAAUCGGUCGGUCCGAAUGGUCCAGUUUUCUCAGCUGGAUUCAGCGUUUGCAACCGUUUCUCAAUCGUGCUGAGCAUCUUGCUCAUGGAGAGGUGUCGAUUGAAGGGGCUUCGUCGGUAGCUGGCAUCCACUCAAACAAACUAGCUAUGGCUCAUCUUGUACGAAGUAAAAUGGAGUCACCAAUUUGGGGUAUUCCGGCCAUGGAGUCCAUCCAACUACGCUCAAAUUGCAUUAAAGAACAUGAAAAUAAACUUAUUUUUUGA
This is a messenger RNA of Protopolystoma xenopodis, 1356 nucleotides long. The record is from the annotation of a GenBank genome assembly. NCBI's taxonomy places the organism in Eukaryota, Metazoa, Platyhelminthes, Monogenea, Polystomatidea, Polystomatidae.